Aspergillus luchuensis is the source of this 279-nucleotide messenger RNA. RefSeq lists its product as uncharacterized. The transcript is spliced from 2 exons. Lineage: Eukaryota; Fungi; Ascomycota; Eurotiomycetes; Eurotiales; Aspergillaceae. The coding region runs from base 1 to 279 and encodes 92 amino acids. The record is from RefSeq and is a predicted model, not a curated record.
AUGCAAGUGCAGCGACAAGAACGACACCUGCGAAACGCUUUUGGACGCCCCAAUUGCUACGACUUGGCUGACUGGCUACGCUCCCCGGGGUUGCUUGGUUAUGUCGGCGAUGUCAUACAGAUCUUGGACUGGUAUGCUAGCUUCUAUGAUGGACCUGAGGAAGGUCAGGAGGGCUGGGAUAUAGAGGUGAUUAUGCUCGCCAAAGAAGCCAUCAUUCGCCUUGAAAACACGGAAAGUGGGCCCGAGGCCUAUUGCCACAAUGCCCUGAGCAGCCUUUAG